AUGCAUUGCGAAUGCAGCCACCUCCUCGCCACCGGAGGUGAGGUCGGUGCCUCCUCUGCCCUGGCUCCCAAGAUCGGUCCUCUCGGUCUGUCUCCCAAGAAAGUUGGUGAAGAUAUCGCGAAGGCCACUGGCGACUGGAAGGGUCUCCGCGUGACGGUCAAGCUCACCAUCCAGAACCGUCAAGCCGCCGUCUCCGUCGUCCCCACCGCCUCCUCUCUUAUCAUCCGUGCCCUGAAGGAGCCCCCCCGUGACCGCAAGAAGGAGAAGAACAUUAAGCACAACAAGUCUGUGCCCCUCGACGAGAUCAUCGAGAUCGCCAGAACCAUGCGCCACAAGUCCUUCUCCAAGUCUUUGGAGGGCACUGUUAAGGAGAUUUUGGGAACGGCGAACAGCGUUGGAUGCCAGGUCGACGGCAAGACUCCCAAGGCGAUCACCGAGGCCAUUGAGGCUGGCGAGAUUGACAUCCCCGAGGAGUAA
Molecule: messenger RNA, 477 nt
Organism: Colletotrichum higginsianum IMI 349063
Lineage: Eukaryota; Fungi; Ascomycota; Sordariomycetes; Glomerellales; Glomerellaceae
Product: 60S ribosomal protein L12
Exons: 4
Coding region: 1-477 (158 amino acids)
Biological process (GO): translation
Cellular component (GO): ribosome; cytosolic large ribosomal subunit
Molecular function (GO): structural constituent of ribosome; large ribosomal subunit rRNA binding
Source: RefSeq, a predicted model, not a curated record